Cheilinus undulatus (humphead wrasse) is the source of this 1765-nucleotide messenger RNA. Its product is annotated as ras-related protein Rab-5C-like. Gene Ontology annotation, molecular function: GTPase activity; GTP binding. The record is from RefSeq and is a predicted model, not a curated record. The transcript has 6 exons. NCBI's taxonomy places the organism in Eukaryota, Metazoa, Chordata, Actinopteri, Labriformes, Labridae. Bases 297 to 959 code for a protein of 220 amino acids.
AAGUAUUUUGGUUACACAAGGCGGAAGCGUAUAAUUUUCUAAACCUUAGAGUGUUCAGGGAAAAUAUCAUUAAGAAGGAGGAAAACGGAUUAAAGUCACUGCUUUCAGAACGGACGGGAUAUUAGUUUCUGUUGUCGGGUGAACCACUCAGCUCACUUCUCCACUGCCACGGCGGUCUGAUUCUCCUGUCAAGAGUUUGGUUUAGUGACCUCACUCACCAUCAGUGCCUGUGCGACAGAGCUCCAAUCUGAAGACCUUGCACACACAUCUAUCUAUUACCAUCUCUAUUUCUGUAAAUGGCUGGUCGUGGCGGAGGAUCAACAAGGCCUAAUGGUGCCGCAGCAGCAAAUAAAAUCUGCCAGUUUAAACUGGUACUGCUGGGGGAGUCCGCAGUGGGCAAGUCCAGCUUGGUGCUGCGAUUUGUCAAAGGCCAGUUUCAUGAAUUCCAGGAAGCCACCAUUGGAGCUGCCUUCCUCACCCAGACUGUCUGUCUGGACGACACCACUGUGAAGUUUGAAAUCUGGGAUACAGCAGGACAGGAGCGCUACCACAGUCUGGCUCCAAUGUACUACAGAGGCGCUCAGGCUGCCAUUGUGGUCUACGACAUCACCAACACUGAUACUUUUACACGAGCUAAGAACUGGGUGAAGGAGCUGCAGAGACAAGCCAGUCCCAACAUCGUGAUCGCUCUGGCUGGAAACAAGGCCGACAUCGCAAACAAGAGAGCCAUAGAGCUUCAGGAGGCGCAGGCAUACGCUGAUGACAAUAGUCUACUCUUCAUGGAGACCUCAGCCAAAACAGCCAUGAAUGUCAACGAAAUUUUCAUGGCUAUUGCCAAGAAGCUACCGAAGAACGAUACUCAGGGUGGAGCCGGACAAGGCGGUCGGACCAGGACGGGAGUGGAUCUACAGGAAGCGCCACCUCAGGGUCGCAGCUCGUGCUGCAGCUCGGGCAAUUAGCAAGUACAACUAAGAAGAACUUAGUGAGCGAGCCCUGAACAUUGAUUUAAGGACAUCACGUAGCUAAAAACACAGAGAGGCAGGAGAGGGCAGAGCCACUCGCCAGCCCUGCACUUAAACUGAGAUUACAGAUGAGAUUAUCUGGAUCCUCUUUGAUUAAAGGAACAUUUUUUAAAAGAAUCAUAAGCUAGAGGGAAUUACAAAGAUCCCUCACUAUUUCUCUUCUGUCUUUCCCCCCCUCUGUAUCCAUCUACCUCCCUCUCUAUCUUCAGCCUCUGUCUCUGUUGAAUUAAUAGUCUUAAAUGAUUUGUUCUGCAAGGUGAUGCUGAGGUUGUUUGCUAUUCCCCUUUUUUGAGUGUCUGUCUGUGUUAUGUAUGUGUAUGAAUAUCAUACAUAUGCAUAAAUUUAUAAGGAAGUUUCCUUUUCUACUCUUGUCGUUUCUCUCUACAAUGAUUGUUUUUAUGAAAGAUGCCCAACUACCAAUGCGGAAGUUGCGAAGACAAAAUCUGCCUUGUGGUUUUUUGUCUUCUUGCAGCAAAGUUGAGUGGUAUUUGUUCUUUAAGGGGACCUAAACAUGACAAAGGUAUUAGAAAUGCUCCAGAUUUAGCAUUUUAAAGCAAGUCAUGAUUCCACAGGCUACACAUCUAAAGAUUUCUCUGACCUGUGCAGCUAUUUGCAUUCAUUGUGUUUCCACACCUGUAACACCAGAGAGUUGUUGGCCUUUUUUAAAAGAUAAAUGUGAAAAUAACUUGUAAAUCUAAAACAAAAUAAAUAACAUGCAAGAUUUAAAAUGUUUGAUCUGCUUU